AUGAGGGAUCGAUGGGUUCAUCUCGAUGGUCGCUUCAGAGAACAGCUCGGGGAGCUCCCGAACGUGGCCCAACUGGCGGGCCUCAACGCCGUGCAGCUGAUCGGGCUCAUCGUCCAGGCGGCUAACACUGCCCGCUUGCACAGGAAGAACUGCCGGCAUUUCGCGCGGCACCUGAAGCUGAUCAGCGAGCCGCCGGAGCAGCUCAAGGUCUCGAGCGGCUUGAGGAUGCGCCACGGCGGUCCUACGUUCUGGCUGGACAGCUGCCAGAACCGGAGUUACCUCUACCUUCUUGCAAUGGCUCAGAAUGAGAUUGAUCGGUACCUCAAGAUUAUGUUUUUAGGCGGCGAAGAGAAACUUAUCCGACUUUUUCCCCUUCUUCAAGGAUGUUCUUUCGGCAUUCUAGUGCCAAAUCAAGAUUUACUGGACGGAGCAGCUCCUGGCCUCAAACCAUGGCAUGCUUCUGGGUCCAACUGCGAGCAGUGGAUUCGUAUCUUGAAGAGUCAUUCUUGCACAUAUGAGCAAUCUCAGGGACCAGUGGACCAUCAGGGUUUGGGUCUGCGAGCAAAGAACAUACGGAGAGUAACACCUGCAUCCAAUCCAUGUCGUAGAGAAGUUGAAUACAAUGUUAAAAUCCAGAUGUUCCCAUUGCUGUUGUUGUUUGGAUGGAAAACCUUCGUUUUGAAUGCUACUGCAUAUGCCAUAAUCUCAGUGAACAGAGGACUUCAUAUGAGUUUCGAGUGUUGCUGAUACCCUGGGAGGCUUGAAUGGAGAGUCUGGAGCGAAAUGAAUGGUGACAAGGAAGACUCCACCACAAUAAACUCAGUGAUCAUACUGCACUUAGCUUUCUGAUAGUUAAUAAAUUGAAGUUAUUUUGAUUCAAAUUUGGAAAAUUUGUACAGCAGUUUGUUUCAGUUGAGUUGCCCUGGGAAAAACUUGCAUUUCCAACUUUGUUACCUUUAUAAAUUAUGGGAACUAGUUGGGCUUCUAAUUAGGAGUAAAUUAGGCCCAGCACCAUGAAGGCUACCAUGACUACAGAAGUCGGAAAUUUUAACUGCAGAUUGCAGAAGCAAUCUUGAAUUGUGACCCGAAAACCCCAAUUAAACUAGAGCACCAGACUAUGAUGGAAAUUAUGACUGCUGAAGUCAGAAAUUUCGAGUGGAAUAAGUUGUGACUUGAAAAUUUAAGGAACCAACUUACCUGGUGGAGAGGAAUACAGGAACUAUAGUUUCAUGUUUAGGUAUUGACAAUUAUAGUUAGUGGCAAUUGGAAAUUAUAGUUUCAAUAUAUAUUGGCACAUAGUCGAAUAAUUGCUCAUAUAUGUUUAAUAUUCUUUUUGUCUGUUAUUGUUUUAUGAAGGGAUUUAGAUGCUGCAAGCAUCGAAAAAACAAAUGAGAAAUAUUAUUUUUUCAUAGUACCAAAUUAAAAAGGGACAAUAAUUAUAAGGUUGCUCCUUUGAACUGUGGUGCUACACUUAUUGAAGUUCCACGGUACCACUGCAAGCCUUGGUGUCAUGGUAAGGUUGCUCCUUUGAAUGUGGUGAGCAAAUUUUGAUCAUGAAAAUAACUUCGAUGCUUGUAGGGUGUAAAACUGGAUAUAUUGAUGCUUCCUAUACCAUGCAUUAGCAAGAGUCUUAUAUGCAUCGGGCUGCCUCAUUUUUCUUUGGACAAUGUAUUUUUUAUGUGUUUGAUUUUAUUUUGUUAUCAGAUAGCUAUGAACCAAAAUUUACUAAAAUUUCAUGAUAUCCAGCUCGCUGGAGUUGUGGCUAUUGAAAUGACUGGGAGGGCCAACCAUCGACUUUGUUCCAGGAAGACAGGAUUCAUCAGUUUGCCCAAGAGAAGGACGACUUCCUGAUGCUAAGCAAGGUGCGCCCCAUCUGAGAGCCAUCUUUUACAGGAUGGGUUUGUCAGAUAAGGAUAUUGUAGCACUUUCUGGCAGUCACACACUGGAAGGGCUCAUCCUGAAAGGUCAGGAUUUGAAGGUGCCUGGACAAGCGAACCCCUCAAAUUUGAUAACUCUUAUUUUGUGGAAGCAACACAAACUCUGAGUUGCUCAAGGAAGAAACCGAGGGACUUCUCAAGCUUCCAGCCGAUGAGGCUCUCUUGGGUGAUCCUGAGUUCAGACACUAUGUCGAGAUGUAUGCUAAGGACGAGGAUCUCUUUUUCAAAGACUAUGCAGAAUCACAUAAGAAACUAUCAGAAUUGGGAUUUACCCCACGAGACACCGAUUCUGCCACCAAAACCAUUGCGAACAGUGCUGUAUUGGCACAAAGUGCAUUUGGAGUUGCUGUUGCCGCUGCUGUUGUGAUCUUGAGUUACCGCUAUGAAGUUACCAGGAGAAAAUGAAUUAUUAGCUCAAGCUCACAUAUAUAAUACAUCCAAAUAUACAGAAAUUAUUGAAGUGAUGGAUUCACUGUAUGCCACAAUUUGAGAUCUCUUUUAUGGUCAUGUGAAAUUGUAAUCGGCUUUAAAGUUUUGGAUGCCAUUUCAGACAAACAGAACUUUCAGAUUUUGAACUUGUGAUGAGCUUAAAGGUGUCAAUAUUCUU
Molecule: messenger RNA, 2544 nt
Organism: Musa acuminata AAA Group (dessert banana)
Lineage: Eukaryota; Viridiplantae; Streptophyta; Magnoliopsida; Zingiberales; Musaceae
Exons: 10
Coding region: 1-747 (248 amino acids)
Source: RefSeq, a predicted model, not a curated record